CUGAAGGAAGCUGAUUACUGCUGGUUUCAAAUUGGCUGGGAACAAUACACACACACACACACACACACACACAGCCCGCACCCUGGCUCCCGCGCCGCCGCGCCGCGCCGGGGGGGGAAGAUGAGCUCAGGGGACGUCGUUUGCACUGGAUGGCUCAUUAAAUCGCCCCCCGAGAAGAAACUCAAGAGAUACGCAUGGCGCAAGCGCUGGUUCGUGCUACGCAGAGGCCGCAUGAGCGGGAACCCAGACGUGCUGGAGUACUACAGGAACAACCACUCCAAGAAACCUAUUCGCAUCAUCGACCUCAAUGAGUGUGAAGUGCUGAAACACUCAGGGCCCAACUUCAUCAAGAAGGAAUUUCAGAACAACUUUGUCUUCAUUGUGAGAACCACCUACCGCACCUUCUACCUGGUAGCCAAAACUGAGGAGGAGAUGCAGAUCUGGGUGCACAACAUCAGCCAGAUCUGUAAUUUUGGGCAUUUAGAAGAUGGCACAGAUUCUGCGGAGAGCCUGUCGCACACCACCUCGUCCCCGCAGCCCUCGCCGGCCGCCUCCACCCACGCCUCCCGCGUCGCCGAUCCCUCCUUCUCCGUCGACGGUGCCGCCGCCGACACCUCCGCCGCGGAGGAGACCCCCAGCGAGUCCGAGUCGGUCUUCCUCCCGGAUUACCUCUUCCUCUCCAACUGCGAGUCGGGCAAGCUGGGUCACACCAGAUGUGACAGCUGGUCCAACUCUGACAGAUCGCUGGAGCAGACCUCAUCAGAUGACGUCUUUGUCGACACCUUGCAGUCCCAACCCUCUUUGUACCUUGUGCAGCCGUCUAGUGCUGGCACCAUCCACCAGGACGGGGCCCCUGCAGCAAACCAUGGAGCCAUCUCCAGGAGCAUAGACAUUAGCAGGCCAUCCAGUGACUUUUCCUCCUCCUCUCCAUUGCUGGGGACACCGCUAACACCAACCUUGCAGAUUGAGAAGAGCCAAAACACGCUGCCCUACGGCGUAACCAAGCUGGAUGUGCUGUCCAACACGCCGCCACCCCGGCCACCCAAGCCCACCCAUUUCUCUGACAGGAAAGGGGAAGAGCUGGGCAGUGGGACCCUGCACAACGGCCACGCUGGGAUCUGCCGGGCCCAUGUCACUUUUGUGCCGAGGAGAAUCUCCUUGUCCAGUUUAGACAACGUCAGGAACUGGAAAGCAGACAUGGAAGGCAGUUCUUUAAGAAGCCGAGAUAAGAGGCUUAGCUUGAAUUUGCCCUGUCGAUUCUCCCCGCUCUACUCGACCACGUCGGACAGCACAGAGGACAGCUACGUGCCCAUGCGCCCCAGCACCUCGCCGUCUCUCCCUGGCUCCGACUGCUCGCCCGAUGGCUACAUUCCCAUGAGCCCAGGCUCAGCCACGUUUACCUUCCCUGUUGUCAGCACUGAAAAACUCACCAGCCCCCUGCCUGAGCUUCCCUCGAACCUGGAGCCCCCGCCGGUGAACCGAGACCUCAAGCCUCGUAGGAAAUCACGGCCUCCUCCACUGGACCUGAGAAACCUCUCCACAAUCCGAGAGCAUGCCGCUGUGACCAGGAUGUGGACUGUGCCUUACAAUCGAAUGAGCUUUAUCUCACCAGAAAGAGACGGUAUUAAUUCAGCAAGAAUAUUUGCCAAUUCAGUUUCCGGAGAAGAGGAAGAAAGUUACAUUCAUAUGGAACACAGACAGGCAACAUCUCCGUACAGUGGUGCUUUUCCAUGGACAAGGAAAUCUAACCUUGAUUACUUAGCGUUGGAUUUUAAUUCUGCUUCCCCAUCCCCUGUACAGAAGAAACCUUUUCUCUCUGAGGAGCAGAGAGUGGACUACGUCCAGGUAGAUGAGCAGAAGACUCAAGCUUUACAGAACACUAAGCAGGAAUGGACAGAUGAGAGGCAAUCUAAAGUUUAAAGGAAGAAGGUCUGGGAUUUGGAGGAUUUUCUUUUUGCACUGGAACCACAAUGUUAAUGAAGCAGCUAUCACAGUAGCAUUCAGAGGCAGAGAGAGUUGUAAGAUGUUUAUGGUCUCUAGAGGAAUUACAUUUUUAAUAGAAAACCUUUGAUUUCAGCUGGAAAUAGUAUGUUGAAUGCGUGAGUGGUUCGCUGAUGAUUAAAGUAAUGCAUUACUCUUUUUACUGCCCUUACCAGUAAGCUACAUGGUACCAUUUUCUGGCAUGAUUCUGGGACAAGUCAUACACUUAAUAUUAACAAAUCCACUACAUGUUGCAUUAAUCUAGUUAGUCCUGCCUUCUUCCUCUGUUGUGUAAUUCCUUGUUGCUAAAGCUAUUUUUUGAUAUUCCUUCAAAUGCUGCAGGUGCUCAAAAUGCUAAUGGCACUGGGCAUCUGACAGCUGUUGGUGACUAAUCAACUAAGGGCUAAAAUACUGAAACAAUAAAAAGAACUUUUUAAAUACGUAGUGCUUAAGUAAAGAGAAUUUUGGAAAAUAAUUUUCGCCUGGAUUAAAAAGGUCUGACUCUGAGCUGAUGCUGUUAGAAACUCAAAAUAGGACUAUGCAUCGCUGGAACUGGAAAGCCUCGUCUGUGACCCUCCAGAUGAUGGUCAUCAUAUUAAGCUGCUUCUCCUCAUUGCGGCUUAUACAUGUUGCCUUUCCAUCCAGUUACUACUGAUAUUUUCUUCCUAUCUUGAGGGAUGUCUUCAGCACAGCCCUGCACAGACGCUCCUCUAGCAGGAGGCUGCAGACGCACAGCUCUUGCUUGGCCAAAAAGUAGAAAGGGAAGCUGUAAGCCUGUUUGCGCAAGUCUUGGGAGAACUGGCAAAGGAUCAAGAAUGCUUUCAUCCGAACUGCAGAAAAAAUGCAAGUGGAAUUGCUGGUAGCAGUCGUCAGACCGAUUGUUUGGUUAGACACACCCCGACGAGAGAGAGCGUUAGGAAGCGCCGCACGGUCCGAGAGGCCGGCAGGCCUGCCAAAAUACAGCAGCAACAAUACGCUUACGCAGCAUGAGGACCUCUGGGCUCAGGAAGCUUAUCUACCUUGGGACUUGUAAGGAGCACUAUCUCAGGAUCACAUACGUGUAUGGUUUAUAACAUAUUUAACUUUAAAAGCCUGGCUGCAAUCUUCAUUUUAAGGUGGCACAUGGCCUCUCGAAUAAAGCAAGUAUACAGCACCAUCGUGUUACCCCACACUGGAUUAGAUCUUGGAGCCUUUCCUUGUGCAAGUAAGUCCCACUAGCCGUAAGAGGUCCGUUCCUGUUGGCAAGGAUAGAGAACCAGGAUCUUUACGAGGGCCAGUUCACUGGCCUCCUCUCAUGUGCCUGUUGUUACUGCAUUAUACUACUGUAAUUUAACAUGCAAAAGAUGUUGAUUUACCAAACCGAGGUCAUCGAAGUGUCAUCACAGAAAUCGCUGACAUUUCAAGCUUCCUAGUUACCAUAUUUCAUGCCUGCAUUCUGCAUUCAGCUGUUGGGGCACUUUGGAAGGCUGAGGAGUGGAAGGCCCCUGCUACAAACGGCAGCUUAGCGAAUAGAAACACCAUUUUUCUCCUACCUCAAGAUAGCUGAAGUGCUUGCAAACCUUGCUUUCCUUAGAGCAAAAACAAAGCUGGUGACCUGCAACGAUCAGUGUCUUAGCUUCUCCUGCAAGAACAGCGAGCUUCACCCGCACCUUUAUUGACUCUGGGGCAGGCUGCACACCCGACUCUGCAGGCAUGAAGCGUCCUGGACUGGAGCCGCUCAGGAAAAUGGGAGUCAUAUUGCAGAAAGUAGACUUGCUGUUCCAGCCUUCUCUCUCCCCUCAAAAAAAGCUCUAAAAUAAAAGCUGAUGUUCAGAAAAGCUUUGAGAAUUCAGACUUUUUGGCAGAAAUCAUACCUAUUUGGUGUGAAAUUGUUUGUUGAAAUCCCAAUUUUUUGCACUAAAACUGAUUUAGGAGAGCUCUGACCAGCUUUGUCCUGGGUCAGGGGAGACGUUGUGGCAGGAGAAGGGAGGUCAGGGAGACAUGCACCUCCUCAGAGGUGGCACAGAGGUAGAAGCACAACAGUUGUUACAAAAACACAGAUGUUUUUGGUGCAUGCUGCAGUACUGAAAGAGUUAAAAGAUCAGCUAAGAAGUGUAUUACAAUAUGGGGCCACCAUACUCAAGAGCCCUGCAAAGCACAGAAAACCUCCACAAAUUGCACUUUGCUUCUGCAGAUCCCAAUUGCAGAGUGAUAGCAUGGGAGCCACUGAUUCAGAUUGCAACAGCGUGCAAAUUAGGUUGUGUUUUACUGGAGUGUUUCUUUUCAAGCUGUCAGAAUAUCCUCUGAAAUGGAAAAAUACAACAUUAUUGAAGACAAUUGAUUCCCUGGCUAUUCCAGUUUAUUGUAAAAAUAUUUAAGCCUUCACAAACAUGGCUACUGCAUCAUUCAGAAGUUUAGAAAAUGAAGAUCUCUUCUAGUGUGUUUUUUUUUUUUUAUUUCCUAAAUGGGCAUGAACGUGGAGGCUGGAGCUGACUCUCCUUGGAUCAAAAUAGACCCUCUUUAAAUUUCUGUGCGUCUCCUUCCUGACGCUGGAGAUAAGUUAUCUUGAUGAAAACAGCUUAGUUGCAACUAACUUGCACUUUUUAACCAAAAACUAAGCUUGUUUUUUUGUUCUGAUUUUUCAUAUAGGGUCCCUUUUCACCUGCUGCUCUAGGGCCUACGACAUGCAUUCUUAUGCAAGUGUAACACUUGAAACAGGAGAAAUUAAAAAAAAAAAUAAAAGUUAAAGCCCUGAGGCUUUUUGCUUAUUCUUUUUUUUCCCUUUUAGUCUAGUUCCACAAUGCUCCAAACAGGCUAAAGAAGAGGAGGAUGGUUGCGGAUAGCAAAAAAGCCAGCUCUGCUGUGGUCACCCCACCAUUAAAGAUCUUGCCCCAGAUGGAACUGCUGUGGUACGUAACCACCGUACCUGCGGGCUCUAAGGCGGCAGCUGCUGCAUCCCAGCAGCAGCAUCAUUACAGCCUAUUGGCAGGAGAGGAGACACGUUACAGAGCAAAACAGAGUCAGCAUUUAAUUAACUUUGCUCCUAAAUACUGAUGGUCAAAGAGGAGAGACAAACCGAAAGUGCCCCAAAACUGCGGCAGCUUUGGACAGUGUCUUUGCAAACACAGCCCGGGUGUGGAGCCAGCCGGGCACGCUCCACACGCAGCGGCGUCCCUUCACUCCGCAGCUACGAUUUUGCUCUUUGUAAGUAGUUAUUUAAGGACAGCAGAGCCGAUGAGGAGGGAGGCCCUGGGCCUCUCUGCACAUGGGGCGGCCAGUGGCCCCUCGGCACCCUGGGGCACGCGAGGCCGAGAGCAGCACCGAGCAAGCGGGUCUGGUGCGACUGGAAACAUCACUCAGCGGAGUUUUCGGAUGGAGCUGGGUCACACAAACAUGCUAAAGUGUUUCAGUCCUCCUGGAAAAAUUAGGAAAAAUCCAAGCAGGAAGCUCUGCAGAGCAGCUGCGUUUCCCAAGCCAUCGGGCCCAGCGGAGAAAUUAGCCGAGCGUCAGCACCCAAGCGCUGGAGGGAGGAAGGUCAGUGCGAUACGGAUCACUUUUACCUAAACUGCCUGCCACCAGUAAGCACAAAAACUACCUGUGUCAAACACCUGCUUGGAAUUAAUCCUAAAGAACCAUAAAUAAAUUAAUCUGAACUUCUUCCCUGGAUGGAGCAGGAUUUAAGUACUUGCUUGGAGUUACAGGGAUUCUUAACUUCUGUACUCACUUAGGAGUUGUUACGGCCGUUUUCUGCAGCCUUUCAAUGAUCACUGAUUUGAGCAAGGAGCAGCAGGAUCCAGAACUCUCUUAUUUUUUGGACUAAGCUGUAUUUUUCAUUUCUCUAUAGUACCUUUAUUUCAGAAGACAGCAUUAAAUACCUUACUGUCAGAAAUGAACACUUUGCCUGAGAAUGUCAACAGCCAUUUAACUGCAGCUGGAUGUUUUCAGCCGGCUCACUUCUGCCCAGGGUAGGGCCUGCUCCCUUCAGCGUUGCUAAUUACGUACUAGAUGUAGAUUUUGGAGCUGCAUUCAUUUUAAAUGAUUCAGUGGUUCAGUGAUUCAAAGACCAUCAGAUGCUGUGAUGAGAAUGAAGCACAGGGCAAUGCCUUUCCGUUGUGCCCCUGUUCCACAAAAAUUGCUCAGGUUAAAAAAAAAAAAAAAAAGAAAAAGAAAGAAAGAAAGAAAAGCCACCAAAAUAGCAGACUUUUGCCAUUUCAAAGCCAGAAUAUUUUUUGUUCAAAUAAAAAUAAACUUUUGUUUCUUGCAAGUGAAGCAUUAUACUUUUUUGUAUUUGUAAAUCUGUGGGGAAGCAUUAAACAGUCAUCUCUGUUAAGGAGUAAGUCAUUGAUAGAGGGGAGUGACUCUCCCUUCCUGAUGUUUCAUUGUAAUGUUUGUUGUAUAUAUUUGCACAUUAAACUGUGUAUCUUUUUCUAAUAAAUUAAUAUAAAACAUA
This is a messenger RNA of Rhea pennata, 6409 nucleotides long. RefSeq names its product GRB2 associated binding protein 3 (gene GAB3). The record is from RefSeq and is a predicted model, not a curated record. Gene Ontology annotation, cellular component: cytoplasm. Lineage: Eukaryota; Metazoa; Chordata; Aves; Rheiformes; Rheidae. Bases 121 to 1920 code for a protein of 599 amino acids. Gene Ontology annotation, biological process: signal transduction. Gene Ontology annotation, molecular function: signaling adaptor activity. The transcript has 10 exons.